AGCAGUGUGAGUGUGAGUCGGUAGUGGUGGUGGGUUCAGGGUGGUGGUGGUCUGAGUUUAAUUCAGCGUGAAGUUCAGUAAUGCCGCUUUAAACGCCUCUGUUCAGGAGCUGCAGCGGAGAGAACACAUAUUUAACCCGGGAUAAACCGCGCUGUGAGACUGAACCAGGCUCUGGGCUGGACUGGUUUUAAAUCCAAGUUUUUCCAAGCUGCUGAAGUCUAAGAACAGUACAAUCAGGAUGACUGAGAACGGGUUCCUCCACCAUGGGAAGGUUUUGACGUUGGACUCCAUGAACCCCAAUGUAAAGCGUGUUGAAUAUGCUGUCCGUGGACCCAUAGUGCAGAGGGCUGUGCAGAUUGAGAAGGAACUGCGAGAGGGAGUGAAGAAGCCCUUCACAGAGGUCAUAAAGGCCAAUAUUGGAGAUUGCCAUGCCAUGGGCCAGAAACCCAUCACUUUCUUCAGACAGGUUCUGGCCCUGUGCUCCUAUCCCGAACUCCUGGAAGAUAACAAGUUUCCAGAGGAUGUGAAGAACCGAGCAAGACGUAUUCUGCAGGCGUGUGCGGGCGGGAGCAUUGGUUCCUACAGUGCUAGUCAGGGUAUAGAGCUGAUUCGCAAUGAUGUUGCACGAUAUAUUGAAAGAAGAGACGGAGGUAUCCCAUGCAGUCCAGACAACAUCUACCUCAGUGCAGGAGCCAGUGAUGGAAUUAUGACCAUGCUGAAGCUGUUAGUCUCAGGUGAAGGCUCUUCUCGUACAGGAGUGAUGAUUUCUAUCCCUCAGUAUCCGCUCUACUCCGCCGGGCUGGCUGAACUUGCUGCAGUUCAGAUUAACUACUAUCUGGAUGAGGCCAAGUGCUGGAGUUUAGAUGUGAAAGAACUGCGGCGCGCCCUGGAAGCCGCCAGGAAACACUGCAGGCCACGGGUUCUCUGCAUCAUCAACCCAGGAAACCCCACAGGUCAGGUGCAGAGCCGGCAGUGCAUCGAGGAUGUGAUUAAGUUUGCUGCUGAAGAAAACCUCUUUCUGAUGGCGGAUGAGGUGUAUCAGGAUAACGUUUAUGCAGAAGGCUGUCAGUUCCACUCCUUUAAGAAGGUUCUGUUUGAAAUGGGGCCGGAGUAUUCGGAAAAAGUGGAGUUGGUCUCUUUCCACUCCACGUCCAAGUGCUACAUGGGAGAGUGUGGUUUUCGAGGCGGAUACAUGGAGGUGGUGAACCUGGACCCCGAGGUCAAAGUUCAGCUCACUAAGCUGGUGUCCGUCCGACUGUGUCCUCCCGUUACUGGACAGGCUCUUCUGGAUCUGGUGGUCAAUCCGCCACAACCAGAUGAGCCCUCUUAUGCCACCUUCAUCAAGGAACGUUCACACACUCUAGCGAUGCUGGCAGAAAAGGCUAAGAUGACCCAGGACAUCCUGAACCAAGUACCAGGGAUAAGCUGUAAUCCAGUUCAGGGAGCCAUGUACAGCUUCCCCAGCAUCCAGCUCCCUCCUAAAGCCAUCGCUGAGGCCAAGGAGAAAGGCCAGGCUCCAGAUAUGUUCUACUGUAUGAAACUUCUGGAGGAAAAGGGGAUCUGUCUGGUUCCAGGCAGCGGGUUUGGUCAAAGAGACGGCACCUUCCACUUCAGGAUGACCAUUCUGCCACCUACAGAAAAGCUGAAGAUCGUUUUGGCGAAAAUAAAGGAGUUUCAUCAGAGUUUUAGUGAGCAGUACUCUUAGAGAAAUGAAACGACAGAGGAAGAUCACUGCAGUGCCUUCAUUUGACCUCUGCUGCUCCCACUAUGGACACAUUAGAAACUUUCUGAAUGUCUUUUUUCGUAGACAUGAGAAAUUUAACACGUAAUUUUCUUAAUUGUUUUUUUUAACAAAACGUUAAUUUUAGUCUAGAAUGCUGCUGUUUUUCAUUGUUUUGUGAUUCUUUUGGAAUUCGCACAAAAGAAAUGUAUAGUAUUUUUUAAAUAAAUGUAAAGGAGCUAAGAUGUGCCUUAGUGCAAGAGUAAUAUCAGAAUAUUUAACAGAAUCUACAGUGCCACCAGAGGAGACUUACUCUGCAGAACACAUGUCUGUGAAAUAAUGCUUAUUUUAAUUGCCACCUUGAAUGUAGAAUUAAAUUAUUAAUUUAUAUA
Astyanax mexicanus (Mexican tetra) is the source of this 2112-nucleotide messenger RNA. Its product is annotated as alanine aminotransferase 2-like. The coding region runs from base 239 to 1705 and encodes 488 amino acids. Gene Ontology annotation, biological process: biosynthetic process. Lineage: Eukaryota; Metazoa; Chordata; Actinopteri; Characiformes; Acestrorhamphidae. The transcript is spliced from 12 exons. Gene Ontology annotation, molecular function: L-alanine:2-oxoglutarate transaminase activity; pyridoxal phosphate binding. The record is from RefSeq and is a predicted model, not a curated record.